GAAUUGAAUAUCAUUGAGAAAAUAGAAAGGUGUCAUUAAUGUAUUUUUUUCAGCAAACAUCAUUUCUAAAUUUCUAAGUAAUCCAAGAAUGAAUCAUCUAGUUUUUCUAAACUAUUAGUAAUCUGUUUACAAUGUUUGUUUUUUCUGGCAAUGUAGUGGGAUUAGUUACCGUUUUUUGUAAUCAUAUUACAUGUAACUGAUAACAUGUAAUCAGUUACUCCACAAACCUGCUCCUAUGUGUGUGCCUGCUUUGCUUCAUUGUGUUCUGCAGGUUUCUGGAAGUCUGCUGCAUGCGGCCAUAUUUGCUAUUUGUUAUUGACACCACUUCUAAAAUCAGAUGUUAUUGUUGAAAGUGCGCACCUGUACUUUCGCCGAUGUUAUAUCAUACUGAAAUCUCAAACCCUACACUUUAGUAGGCUCUUGCGCACAUUUCAAAACCGUAGCACUCCAACCACUGCUAGCAGCUCAGUUUUACGCACGCGCCACUGGCAAGGCUCCAGAGGUUGGAUGGAGCCCACUUCAGCCGGGGCUACCUUUACUCAGAAGAUAGCUGGAGAGGGUCCUCUGAUUUAACAAAAUCUUAAUGGUUCUGAAAUGGGUCGUUUUUGUUCAAGGAGAGGACAAUGUGCUCGAGGAUGACAUCUGAACUAAUGAUUAAUUGUCCAAUGCUGUUUCCAAAAUUAUUUUGUGCAAUUUGAGGUAGAGAUGGAUACAACUUCGAAACCGCUCAACCUCUCAACAACCAUAUAUUUUCAGGAUUAUGGAAACGAGACGAUCAUCAAUCGUUUUGAACAGCCGGAUUGGCAAGUGGCACUGUGGGCAAUUGCUUAUUCACUGAUAGUGAUUGUGUCUGUCACAGGAAAUGUCACUGUAAUUUGGAUAAUUUUGGCGCACAAAAGAAUGAGGACAGUGACUAACUAUUUUAUAGUAAAUCUUGCAUUCUCAGACGUUUCGAUGGCUACUUUUAACACUGUCUUCAAUUUUGUUUAUGCUAUACACAACGACUGGUACUUCGGGUUGGGAUACUGUAGGUUUCAGAACUUCUAUCCCAUCACAGCCAUGUUUUCAAGCAUUUACUCUAUGGCAGCUAUUGCGGUUGACAGAUACAUGGCCAUAAUUUACCCUUUGAAACCAAGGCUGUCCUCCACAUCCACCAAGAUUGUGAUUGGUCUCAUCUGGGCGGUGGCAUUCUCCCUGGCUUUCCCCCAGUGCUACUACUCUGUCACCCAGCAUUAUCCACCACGGACCAUCUGCAUGGUCAACUGGCCUGAUGACUAUGGUGGGAAACACCAUCUCACAUACCAGAUAGCUAUGAUCAUACUGAUCUACCUGCUCCCCCUGCUGGUGAUGUUGAUCACCUACAGCCUUAUUGGUCAGACACUGUGGGGCAGUGAGAUACCAGGGGAGGCCUCAGAUCACUACCAGAAUCAGAUCCAGGCCAAACGCAAGGUGGUGAAGAUGAUGAUAGUGGUGGUGAUGACCUUCGCCCUGUGCUGGCUGCCCUACCACAUCUACUUCAUCCUGGGCAGCUUCAACAAGGAAAUCUACAUGCAAACGUACAUCCAGCAGGUAUACCUGGCCAUCUUCUGGCUGGCCAUGAGCUCCACCAUAUACAACCCCAUCAUCUACUGCUGCCUCAACCAAAGAUUCCGCUCGGGGUUCCGUCAUGCUUUCAGCUGGUUACCCUUCAUAAAGGUGUCGGAGGAAGACAAGAUGGAAUUGCAGCACACACAGACCUUCAGGAUGACACGCAGCUAUCGCACUGAGAACACCAAGGGCACUGUGGUCCGCCAUAACUCCACCCAACAUGAUGACCAUACCACAGUCAAGCUCAUGAAAUGCUAAGGACACGAGAACAUGCUCAAGCUCAUGAUGACAGUUGCUAGGAGAAGUCAAGUGAAACAAAUCAUGUUAUGAUUGUGUACAGUCACUCAGUCACGCCAAAUACCUCACAGAUGACUGUUAAUCCAGGAGGAGAAUGGGUUCCAGGAGAAUGGGAAGGAGAACUCCCAUGGCAUUAGCACCAGGCCUUAUAUGUUGCUGUUUUUAGGUAGUGAUAUUAGUUGUGUUGUUUUAGCAUAUGUUGUGUGUUACCUGGCUUUGUAGACCAGAUUGUGAAACAUGCAAGUGAACCCACUUGUAAAUAUUUGCUGAAAUAUAAAGUAACUGAUAAGAGACUGAUAAAUUAACACACUUUAUUAAUAGUACACAAAUUCUAUGUGAUAUUUAAACUACACAGAUUAUUUUUCAGCUCACCUCUGAAAUAUGUUACCACUGUAGUCCUAGUUCUCCAGUAGAAUAUAUUGCAAUCUUUUCUACAGUAAUAGAACUGUUACCAAAAUCCAUACACAACGGAACUUGACUUGUAAGAGGCAACCUUUUAAUAGUUUUGUGGCAAGGGGAUUAAAAGAGUUAAAAAGAGUACCAUUCAAAAGUUGACACACCUACUCAUUCAAGGGGUUUCCUUUAUUUUGACUAUUUUCUACAUUGUAGAAUAAUAGUGAAGACAUCAAAACUAUGAAAUAACACACAUGGAAUCAUGUA
Messenger RNA from Oncorhynchus gorbuscha (pink salmon), 2544 nucleotides. It is a transcript of the gene tacr2, whose product is annotated as tachykinin receptor 2. The transcript has 5 exons. The record is from RefSeq and is a predicted model, not a curated record. Gene Ontology annotation, cellular component: plasma membrane; sperm midpiece. Bases 706 to 1845 code for a protein of 379 amino acids. Gene Ontology annotation, molecular function: substance K receptor activity. Gene Ontology annotation, biological process: G protein-coupled receptor signaling pathway; positive regulation of flagellated sperm motility. Lineage: Eukaryota; Metazoa; Chordata; Actinopteri; Salmoniformes; Salmonidae.